AUGGAUUUAGAAGAGAAGUUCCUUGCUAAAGCUGCGCAGACCCUCUUUUCUGGUGUUCAAAGCCUUUCAUCCAGUGUGCAAAGUACUCCGGAAAAAAAUGGCCAUUCGGAUGGUGCUUCCAAAAGUUCAGAACUCCUUCAGCACUUCUUAAAAUGUGGUGCAAAGAAGGAAAUUCUUCGAGCAUGUUUUGACAAGGACAAAAACAUUUCAUCGAAAAGCAGGAUGACUGAAACUAAGUCAUCUGGGAAGUUGAUUAAGAAACAAGACACAAAAAAAGUAACUAGUUUCAGCCAUCAGCCCUCUAGGAAGCAGCCUCGGAAGGGUGAAAAUCCCACUCGACUCUCACCUCCUCCUGAUCAGUCUUCUGAUUUUGGCCAUUCAAACACUUGGAUCUGUAAAAAUGCUGCCUGUAGGGCAGUUCUGUCUAUAGAUGACACAUUCUGUAGAAGAUGCUCUUGCUGUAUUUGUCACCUAUUUGAUGAUAACAAAGAUCCUAGUCUUUGGUUGGUAUGCACAUCUGAAUCUACUCUAGGGGACUCCUGUGGGUUGUCUUGCCAUAUCGAAUGUGCCCUUCUACAUAAAAAGGUGGGAGUGGUUGAUCAUGGGCAACUGAUGCAACUAGACGGUGGUUAUUGUUGUGCAUCCUGUGGGAAAGUUACGGGGAUACUUGGAUGUUGGAAGAAGCAGCUAAAUAUUGCUAAGGAUGCCCGACGUGUAGAUGUACUCUGUUACAGGAUAUAUUUGAGCUACAGGCUCCUGGAUGGAACCUCAAAAUUCAAAGACUUGCUUCAAACAGUACAAGAGGCGAAGGCUAAGCUGGAGACAGAAGUUGGUCCUGUCAAUGGUGUUUCUGCCAAAAUGGCUCGAGGCAUUGUCAGCAGACUCCCUAUUGCCAGUGAUAUGCAGAAACUCUGCUCACUUGCUAUUGAUAAAGCUGAUAGGUGGCUCGCCUCUGUUCCCAAUGUAAAUCCAGAUUCCACAGAGGGUUCACUUCCUGCUGCUUGCAAGUUUGUAUUUGAAGAGGUAGCAACUUCCUGUGUCAAAAUCAUUUUAAUUGAAAUGUCAAAUAUAUAUUCCGAGGAGAUUAAAGGAUACAAGCUCUGGUAUUACAAGAGUCGGGAUGAAUCACCCACUAAAGAUCCUGUUUCCGUGUUUCCCAAAUCUCAGAGGAGGAUUUUGAUAUCCAACCUCAAGCCUUGCACAGAAUAUACUUUUCGGAUCAUAUCUUAUACAGAUACACGUGACCUGGGUCAUUCUGAGGCCAAGUGUUUCACUAAGAGCAUCGAGGUAAUUAAAAACAACCGCUCGUCAUCUGUAGCUAUGAAUCAUGAAAAAGAAAACCUUCUAUCUAGGGAAAAUUCUUCGGGCUCCAAGAUGGUGCCAAAUGCCUCAAUGGACAGUUAUGGAUUCAAGGUACGAGACCUUGGGAAAAUAUUGCGUCUUGCUUGGGCUCAAGAGCAAGGUUACUUGGAAGAGUUUUGCUGUGCCAAUAAUAUGAAAAAUUGCUGUGGACAGAGUGAAAUGUUGGUUAAGCCAAGAAUUCCAGAAGUACAGUUGCCCUCAGUUUCUCGAGACCUUGAUUUAAAUGUUGUUUCAGUUCCUGAUUUAAAUGAAGAGCUAACACCUCCUUUUGAGUAUUCUAGGGAUGAAGAUAAUGGUUGCUCUUUGUUGCAAACUGUGGAGGGAGACGAUGAUGCUGCUUCUCAUGAUCUAGAGAAAAAUGGUUUAGCAAGAUCACAUGGGAGUGGGGAUUCCCAAACCUGGACCCAUGGGCCAACAGGAGAAGUAUCUGCUGUUGAUUCACGCAUAGAUAUGUUCAGAAAAAGGAUAGCAAGCACAAUGGAAGAGACACAUGAUUGUGACAGCACUUUGAUAAACGGUUCUCCUUUACGUAUAUCUGAUGGUUCAGGUUCCUUGGAUGAGAACUUUGAGUAUUGUGUGAAAGUAAUUCGCUGGCUGGAAUGUGAGGGUCACAUCAAACAAGAAUUUAGGUUGAAGUUGCUAACAUGGUUUAGUUUAAGGGCGACAGAGCAAGAACGCAGGGUGGUUAAUACCUUCAUUCAAACUCUUAUGGAUGAUCCAAAUAGUUUGGCAGGACAACUGGUAGACUCUUUUUCUGAUAUUAUAUCAAACAAGAGGCAAAAAAAUGGAUUCAGUAGUAAAGCUGGGGCAUCAAAUUAA
Sphenostylis stenocarpa is the source of this 2181-nucleotide messenger RNA. Lineage: Eukaryota; Viridiplantae; Streptophyta; Magnoliopsida; Fabales; Fabaceae. The record is from the annotation of a GenBank genome assembly.